GUUGAGCCAACAGCCACGCACAGCCAGAUAAAAAAGUCUUUUCACAGCCUGGCAGUGAGGUACCACCCCGAUAAGAACAAGAGCGCCCAAGCUGAAACCACUUUCAGGGAGAUUGCAGAAGGUCCAGUGUGCACUUUGACCCAGAGGAUAUCCUGUGCUUUCUCAGCAGCAGAGGACCAAAAAGCAAGCAGACAAAGGAUCUUCUGAGUUUUUAUGCUUUUUUUUAUUGAAAGAAAAGAAGAUUAAAACAUUUCGCAAGAGCAGAGAAAAGUUUAAAAACUAACUUACAGGUUUGAAAAUGAUGCAGGAAGAGGUGAAUGAGGCGACUUCUGUUCUAAGCGUCUAUGGACAUACCAUCAAAGUUACAGAAGUGCUGCAAGACGGAGACACGCUUACCUUUAUAAUUGUUUCUCAAAAGCUGUCUGGGACAGGAGAGUACCAUGUGGACCGGACCUAUGAGGACUUUGAAUGGCUGCAGCAGCAUUUGUAUGCUCAGGAGUAUGUGCCUGGGCUACAAGGAGUUAUCUUUCCUCCUCUUCCAGUAAGGCCUCAGGUGAAUGCAUCUGCCAAGGUGAUGAAACAGCUUGGUUUUCUCGGUUUAGGAGAGUGGCAGCCGUACUGCAAAGCCUUGGAAACCUUCCUCAGGCAGGUUGCUGCUCACAGCAUACUCAGGAAAAAUAAAACUGUGGAGGUCUUCCUCACAAGCACUGAUCCUCCAGGCAGACAGAAACUUAGGAGAAACAUUUUCAACCGUCUGAGUCAAGCUGUGGAAGAACUGCGGAAAGAAGGACAUAAGGAUGUUGAUGAGUUUUUUCAUACUGAACGUGAUCAUAACCUCGUUCUAACUGGACAUACCAGGAUUGCAGCAGAGAAAUUCCUUGAUGUGGUUCUAACCGAGCAAAAAAUAGCUGUGGCCUGUGGGCACUUUGCUGCAGCGUUGCACAUCUGUGUUGAAAAUGGGGAGGAUCCUGAGAAAAAGGCUUUUUCAAGGGUAUGUGUGAAAUUAUCAGAAGUCUUUGAUUCUAUAAAGAAAAAUAUGACAAGUAUCGCUGUGAACGACAUGAACACUCUUGGACUGGGUCUGGAUCUGGACUCGCGUUACCUGGAGGCAGAAAAGGAAAUGCUUUUCAGAAGAACCUGCAAACUGGUGGAGUUGGAAAAUGCCAAAAAAAAUGCGGAGAGGGCCAAACCUGUGAAGAAGAAUGCUAUGGAGGAGGUGAAGAAAGCAGCAGAGGUGGAGUUUGAGCAAAUCUGUAAAGUUGCAAAACAAGAGAUUGUCCAACUGAAUCGGGAGCGUGUGGAAAUGUUGCAGAAAAAUCUGAUUCAGUGGUGUGAACAGCAGCUUCAGACAGCCAAAGAAGGUGCUGAUGCUUACAACCAGCACCUGCAGGCCUUUAUAGCGAUGGCCUAAGUGACCUCGGGGGUGCCACGACUACCUUCAUACACAACAUGAGUUAUUACCAGCGUGUCGUUUAGUCUCUCGUACUGUUGUCUGAUGAGGUCUUGGAUGCACGUUCUGCAUUGAAUCUGAACCAUUGUUAGCUGAAGAUGGUCUACUGCCUCAACCAAACCGUACUCUGAAUCCCAGUAAUGGGGCUGUGUAAACAGACUGAAAAUUAGGACCUGUAAUCUAUAAUCUAUAAACCUUGGGUGUUAUUGACUGCUCUGAGAUUUAACACUGAUUAUCUGCUGAGUUUUGAUUGUACGUGUGCUUUAUACAAAGCUGCCGGAUUGUGCUGAGAUUGUGUUGUGCUGCUUUCUAGCUGCUACAUCAGCUGGGGUGGCGGUGGGGGUGUAACAUAAAAUAAAGUGCGAUGAGUUCUAAAGCA
Molecule: messenger RNA, 1829 nt
Organism: Girardinichthys multiradiatus
Lineage: Eukaryota; Metazoa; Chordata; Actinopteri; Cyprinodontiformes; Goodeidae
Product: sorting nexin-5
Exons: 15
Coding region: 299-1411 (370 amino acids)
Molecular function (GO): phosphatidylinositol binding
Source: RefSeq, a predicted model, not a curated record